CAUGAUCGAGUAAAAAGAAAACAAGAUGGGAAGUAAAACGUUGUUGAAAUUUGUGGCAUCAUAUGUGUCCAAAAGACAGUUUUCUUCAACAUCUACUGCAUUUAAAUUCAAUCAACCUCCAUCGGCAAAUGAUCUACAAAGACCGGCGGGGAUUGCCUCGUUCAUGAGGCUACCAGUUCAGGAGACAACAGAUGGCCUCGAUGCUUGCUUUUGGGGUCUUACUCUAGACUCAGGGGCGUCAAAUAAGGCUGGAACUCGUCAUGGGCCACGCCAAAUAAGAGCAGAAUCUGCACAAUUGAAAUUUUGCAAUGGAUUAGGUGCUGCCCCCUUUGAUAGUCUCCAGGUUGCAGAUGUUGGGGAUCUGCCCAUGUGUAUGUACAAUCUGCCCCAAGCUUGCCAGCAGAUAAAAGAGGGCACUGCAAAGCUAAUUGAGAAUGGAUGUAAGACACUCACUAUGGGCGGAGAUCACACAAUCACAUACCCGAUUUUACAAGCAUUUAAGGAGAAGUAUGGCCCUGUGGGGCUGAUUCAUAUAGAUGCCCAUACUGACACAGGAGAUACAAUGAUGGGUGCUAAAAUAGCACAUGGUACACCGUUCAGACGUGCUGUGGAGGAGAAAUUGAUCGAUCCCCAUAAAACUGUCCAGAUUGGACUCAGGGGGACGAGUUAUACUCCAGAUGAUAUGCAAUGGGGCAUCGAUCAGGGUUUUACUGUAUACCCCGCCACUGAAUGCUGGCACAAGAGUCUGGUACCCGUCAUGGAAGAUGUGCGUAAACUAAUGGGAGAUAUGCCAGUCUACGUGAGUUUUGACAUUGAUGCUCUCGACCCCUCUUUCUGCCCUGGAACAGGAACUCUGGAAAUUGGAGGGUUAACAAGCAUACAAGGAUUAGAAAUAGUUCGAGGCUGCAAAGGGUUAAACGUUGUAGGUGGAGAUGUAGUUGAGGUAUCCCCACCCUAUGACUUCCAGGGGCAGACAGCCUACACAGCAGCUAAUCUCUUAUUUGAAAUGCUCUGUAUUCUGCCUGGUGUACAGUACAAGAAGUAGAUAAAUCAUCACUGAACACCCCCCUGUGCUAUUACAUGGACUGAUCCAUUUAAGCAAUAUGGAAGAGUUUAAUAUGUGACAGAUGAUAUGAAAGGGGUGCAAGAGUGUUUAUGACAUUCUAAAGGACUGACUCCUCCCGUUACCUAUUAUAUACAUGUAUUGUAUAUCACAGGGAGAUAUGCUUCAGUACUAAAAUAGUACAAAAUUAGUUCUAAAUUAGCACUCUGGCAAAAGCGCGCUCAUGAGCACUCAUGCCACGAGUGCUAAUUUAGUUCUAAUUCAUGAUAUGAGUACUCAUUUAGUACUAAAACAUGCACUUAAUCUGUGCUCAUAGUAUGAGUGCUUAUUGAGUAAUCAAAAAAUGAAAUUA
This is a messenger RNA of Owenia fusiformis, 1415 nucleotides long. The record is from the annotation of a GenBank genome assembly. NCBI's taxonomy places the organism in Eukaryota, Metazoa, Annelida, Polychaeta, Sabellida, Oweniidae.